Drosophila pseudoobscura is the source of this 1436-nucleotide messenger RNA. RefSeq names its product Alanine-glyoxylate aminotransferase (gene Agxt). The coding region runs from base 192 to 1379 and encodes 395 amino acids. The transcript is spliced from 3 exons. Gene Ontology annotation, molecular function: L-alanine:glyoxylate transaminase activity; L-serine:pyruvate transaminase activity. Lineage: Eukaryota; Metazoa; Arthropoda; Insecta; Diptera; Drosophilidae. The record is from RefSeq and is a predicted model, not a curated record. Gene Ontology annotation, cellular component: peroxisome.
AGUUAGAUCUCGGUCUUUCAGCGAGAGCCACUUGAGAUCUGUCAGAGAACGAAUCCAAUCCAGCACCUGUUUUGUGUUUCUGUGUGUGGUUGUGUGUACGCGCGAAAACUGUGAUAAGCCGUUCGUUUCCUAAACAGAGAGAUCUGGUUACGUAAACCCCCGAUUUCCAGGGCAAAAACAGAGAGAGAGAAAUGGAAGUGCCACCGCCUCUGGUCCUCAAGCGCCCGCUAUAUGUCCCCAGCAAGACACUGAUGGGUCCAGGACCCUCGAACUGUUCGCAUCGCGUUCUGGAGGCCAUGAGCAAUCCGGUCCUGGGCCACAUGCAUCCAGAGUGCCUGCAGAUUAUGGACGAGGUUAAGGAGGGCAUCAAGUACAUUUUCCAGACACUAAACGACGCCACCAUGUGCAUCAGCGGUGCUGGCCACGCCGGCAUGGAGGCGUCACUCUGCAAUCUGAUUGAGGACGGAGACGUUGUCCUUUUGGGCAUUACCGGCGUUUGGGGACAUCGCGCCGCUGACAUGGCCCGUCGCUAUGGCGCUGAUGUACGCCUUGUGGAGGCCAGUUUUGGGCGUGCGUUAAGCCAUGAGGAGAUAAAGUUCGCCUUCGAGACACACCGGCCACGUAUCUUUUUUGUGGCCCAGGGCGACUCGUCAACGGGCAUCAUUCAGCAGAAUAUCCGGGAGAUCGGCGAGCUGUGCCGUCAGUUCGACUGCUUCCUUGUGGUGGACACUGUGGCCUCGCUGGGCGGCACCGAGUUCCUCAUGGACGAGUGGAAGGUGGAUGUGGUUUAUACGGGAUCGCAGAAGUCGCUCGGCGGCCCCGCUGGCCUCACGCCCAUCUCCUUCAGCAAGCGUGCCCUCACCCACAUCAAGCAGCGCAAGACCAAGCCGAAGGUCUACUACUUCGAUAUCCUACUCAUCGGCCAGUACUGGGGCUGCUACGGCACGCCGCGGAUCUAUCAUCACACCAUCUCGACCACGCUGCUGUACGGCCUACGCGAGGCUCUCGCGCACUUCUGUGCCGUGGGCCUGAAGUCGGUGGUGCGACGGCACCAGGAGUGCUCGCGUCGCCUGCAACUGGGCAUCGAGGAGCUAGGCCUGGAGAUGUUUGUGCAGCGCGAGGACGAGCGCCUGCCCACCGUCAACACCAUCAAGGUACCGUUCGGCGUCGACUGGAAGAAGGUGGCAGAGUACGCCAUGCGCAAAUAUAGCGUGGAAAUCAGCGGUGGCCUGGGCCCCACUGUGGAGCACGUCUUUCGCAUUGGCCUCAUGGGCGAAAAUGCCACAGUGGAACGCGUGGACAUGGUCCUCAGCAUCCUGCACGAGGCCAUUCAAAGCAUCAAGCUGCGGGCUGUUAAAACGGAACGUUCCAAAAUAUGAUUCCCUUUAGUCGUAAAUGUUUUUUAAAUAAUAUAUCCCUAAAAAAUAUAACUAAGA